Brassica napus (rape) is the source of this 1161-nucleotide messenger RNA. Its product is annotated as probable inactive heme oxygenase 2, chloroplastic. NCBI's taxonomy places the organism in Eukaryota, Viridiplantae, Streptophyta, Magnoliopsida, Brassicales, Brassicaceae. Gene Ontology annotation, molecular function: heme oxygenase (decyclizing) activity. Gene Ontology annotation, biological process: phytochromobilin biosynthetic process; heme oxidation. The coding region runs from base 34 to 915 and encodes 293 amino acids. The record is from RefSeq and is a predicted model, not a curated record. The transcript has 4 exons.
UCUCAAUCUAUCUUUGUUUGGUCGGAAGAAUCCAUGGCUUCUCUCAUGAGGCAAACGCCUGGGACACCUUCUUCACCUCCUAAGGUCGUUCUAUCUCUUCUUCAUCACCAUCCUCUCACCUCUAUAAUCUCUUUCCCGACCGAGAGAAGAACCCCAACCAAUCUUACUCUCAAUCUCUGUCGUUGCUCGUCACCCAUGACCGUGCCGAGCAGCCCAAAGAAGAAGAGAACAAAGUACAGGAAACAGUACCCAGGAGAGAGCGUCGGUAUAACCGAGGAAAUGAGAUUCGUCGCAAUGAGAUUACGCAACGCUAAUGGAAAGAAAGUCGACCCCGCAAACGACAAGGAACAAGAAGGAGAAGAUGGUGAUGAAUUGGAGGGAGAGACUUGGAGUUCGAGCAAGGAAGGCUUUCUUAACUUCUUGGUGGAUAGCAAGCUUGUCUUCGACACUAUCGAACGAAUUGUAGACGAAUCUGAGGAUGUGUCCUAUGCUUACUUUAGGAGAACAGGGUUAGAGAGAUGUGAAAGUCUUGAGAGAGAUCUAGAAUGGUUUAGAACAACACAAGGUUUGGCGAUACCGGAACCAAGUCAGGUAGGAGUAUCGUACGCAAAGUACUUGGAAGAAGAGGCAAAAGAGAAUGCAGCUUUGUUUCUUUCUCAUUUUUACAGUAUCUACUUCUCACACAUCGCUGGUGGUCAAGUUAUAGUAAGACGGGUGUCGGAGAAGCUUCUAGAAGGGAAAGAGCUGGAGUUUGUUAGGUGGGAAGGGGAUGCGCAAGACUUGCUUAAAGGCGUCCGUGAGAAGCUCAACGUGCUCGGGGAGCAUUGGACUCGGGACGAGAAAAACAAAUGCUUGAAGGAAACCGCAAAGGCAUUUAAGUAUAUGGGGCAGAUAGUUCGCUUGAUCGUCUUGUAAGAAAAACAAAACCUUCCCAGUACCAGAGAAGACUCUUGUUCACUAAUCACUAUGGUCAAGGUCGAAGCAAAGAGUUUGUGUGCCUUACUCUGAGGAAUGCUUGAUGAGAUAUUGAAGAGAAGACUCUUGUUCACGAAUCACUAUGGUCAAGGUCUAAGUCCUUUUUUGUAUCUGAAAACAAGCACCAACUAACAAUCUAAUCAUUUUGAUUUUUUUUUAAAUAGUUAUUUUUUCAUUAAAACUUCA